This is a messenger RNA of Haliotis rufescens (red abalone), 5802 nucleotides long. RefSeq names its product UDP-glucose 4-epimerase-like. Gene Ontology annotation, cellular component: cytosol. The transcript has 10 exons. The record is from RefSeq and is a predicted model, not a curated record. Bases 111 to 1148 code for a protein of 345 amino acids. Lineage: Eukaryota; Metazoa; Mollusca; Gastropoda; Lepetellida; Haliotidae. Gene Ontology annotation, biological process: beta-D-galactose catabolic process via UDP-galactose, Leloir pathway. Gene Ontology annotation, molecular function: UDP-glucose 4-epimerase activity.
GUGACCUUGAACCCCAGGUCAACUGAGACCACGCCGGGUACACGUUGACAGGUUCUCGUAUUUAGAUCACAAACUUCAUUGUUCGACAGCUUCAGAAACAGAAGUCGAAGAUGCCUGAGAAGUGUAUCCUAGUGACUGGUGGUGCAGGCUACGUGGGGAGCCAUUCUGUCAUAGAGCUUAUUGCGGCAGGCUACUCCGUCGUUGUCCUUGACAACCUGGUCAAUGCCAGCAUGGAGAGUAUCCGUCGUGUGGAAGAGAUCGUGGGGAAGAAGAUCCAGACAUACAAUGUCACCCUGCUGGACAGGAAGGCAGUGGAAGAGGUGUUCGACAAGCACAAGUUCAGUGCAGUGAUCCACUUCGCAGGUCUCAAGGCCGUUGGGGAGUCAUGUAACCUCCCGCUGUUGUACUACAGGACAAACGUUGGCGGCACAGUCAACCUUUUAGAGGUGAUGAAGGAGAAGGGGGUCAACAACUUGGUGUUCUCAAGCUCCGCAACAGUGUAUGGCACGCCACAGUAUCUUCCUCUGGACGAGAAACACCCAAUCGGGGGAUGUACAAAUCCUUAUGGCAAAACAAAGUAUUUCAUCGAAGAAAUUCUAAGAGAUCUCUCAAAUGCAGAAAAGCAGUGGAACAUUGUGAUCCUGAGAUACUUCAACCCGGUCGGUGCCCACAAGUCGGGGAAGAUUGGCGAGGACCCCCAGGGCCCACCCAACAACCUGAUGCCCUUCAUAGCCCAGGUGGCCGUGGGGCGCAGAUCGGAACUGAAGGUGUACGGCAGCGACUACGACACCCCGGAUGGGACAGGUGUUCGUGAUUAUAUUCAUGUGGUUGACCUUGCACAAGGUCAUGUGGCAGCCAUUAAGAAGGUCGAAGAGAGCUGUGGGAACAAGACCUACAACCUGGGCACUGGACAUGGCUACUCCGUGCUGGAUAUGGUCAAGGCAUUUGAGAAGGCAUCAGGAAAGACGAUUCCAUACAGUAAAGUUGAGCGCCGUCUAGGAGACAUUGCCUCGUGUUACGCUGAUGCCACCCUCGCCAAGACGGAGCUGUCAUGGACAGCACAGAAAGACCUGGAUGAGAUGUGUGAGGAUCUGUGGAGAUGGCAGUCUACCAACCCUAAUGGCUUCCGACCAGCUGAGGGCAAAUAAUGGCAGCUUACACUAGGCAUUAAUUUAAGUACAGAUAAAUUAUAGUAUGAACAAUCAUUGCCCAAUCUGUUUCACAUUUUAACACUGCACAGUGAUCACCCUCAGGUAGCCAUUAAGAGGGUGGGCUAUGUGGGAUGAUCAUUUAUUUUUGUAGAUCAUAGACAUACUUGUUGGGAACAUUAUGACUUGCGUGGGAAUGGGGAGCCGUGUCUAUAAGGCUCCACUGUAUUGUUAAUGUUGAAAUGUGAUGGCUCCAUUUGGUCAGAUGUGAAUAUGGAGUCGUACGACUCAAAUUGGGAUGUGAUGUGGAGCUAUCGGUUGGCUCCUAGUGUCAUGUGACAUGGAGCUGUCUGAUGGCUCCAAAUGCCAUGUGACAUGGAGCUAUCUGAUGGCUCCAAAUUCCAUGUGACAUGGAGCUAUCUGAUGGCGCCAAAUGCCAUGUGACAUGGAGCUUUCUGAUGGCUCCAGGUGCCAUGUGACUUGGAGCUUUCUGAUGGCUCCAAAUUCCAUGUGACAUGGAGCUUUCUGAUGGCUCCAGGUGCCAUGUGACAUGGAGCUAUCUGAUGGCUCCAAAUUCCAUGUGACAUGGAGCUAUCUGAUGGCUCCAAAUGCCAUGUGACAUGGAGCUAUCUGAUGGCUCCAAAUGCCAUGUGACAUGGAGCUUUCUGAUGGCUCCAAAUUCCAUGUGACAUGGAGCUAUCUGAUGGCUCCAAAUGCCAUGUGACAUGGAGCUUUCUGAUGGCUCCAGGUGCCAUGUGACAUGGAGCUAUCUGAUGGCUCCAAGUGUCACAUGAUCAUACAGAGCUGUCACCUGUUCUCUUGCAGCAAUGUUUGUGGGACUGUGAGAUGUCUCACAAUGCAGAUCAUCAGAUGAUGUACACACACACAGAGUGGUGGCUCAGUCUUCCCUACAGCAUUGCCUCAUGAUGUGUGUGUGUCACUGUGUGCUUUAGCUUACUGCACAAAACAGUGCCUACACACGAGUUCACCCGGUUAUAAGGUAUUAUGUUCACUUUACUAACUUCUAUGGCAUCAGAAGCAGCUGAAUAUCUUGUCAAUUCAGUAUUUUGAUAUGUUAUAUGUCAAUCAAAAACAAAAUUGCAUCCUUAGAGAUAUCCUCAUGAAGGCAGCAAUCACCCAGCACUCCAACCACAAAUCAGUGGCCGAUCUGUCACUAACCUGGAUGACAGCUGUCAAAAACAAGCCUGCAAAAUCUGCUUGAAUCUCAAGACAGGAAACACUCUCAGUUGCCACACGACAGAAAACUAAUAUAGAUGCCACAGACAUUUUAGCUGCAGGAGUAGAAACCUUAUCUACUCAACUGCUGCAGAUGUGGGAAGCAAUAUGUAGGACAACCAAAAUGUCACUUCUACGUGCGACUAAAAAACAUGGCCGACAUCAACCACCAAAGUGACAAACCUGUCACUAACCAUUUCAAGUCAGCAGGGCACUCCACUAGAGACCUGCAAUACCAGAUCAUACGACAGCGGAAGUUAGACCCUGAGUCAGAGCAGAGCACGGCUAUGCCCAUCCAUUGAUUAAAAUGGAUCUAGUCCUGUAGUUCCCAACGCUCUGACUGUCCAUAUAUGUCAAUCAGUUAUGAAUUACGUCAAACGAGAAACUGUAUGAGUGAAGUUGAAAAAUAUAGUCAUGCAUGAUGUGAAUGAAGAUAAAUAUUAGCUAACUUUGUCUAACCAACAAAUGAAUAAAAUGUCAACUACACUGUAUGAAAUAAUCCUUUCAAAGACAUCUGCCGUCAGCCUGCACAAGAGCAUAGAACAUGGUAAGACUAGGUAUUCCUGGAAGGGGUCAAUGCAUUAAUAUGGGAUGUAUCAAGUUGGAAGGACAUUCACUGUAUCUUGAUGAUGUUGUUGAAGACUUUUGUAAGUGAGGCAGUGGCAGUUAUAAAUUGUUUGAUAGGCAUUGCUUAGAAGUUGAUGGAUAACUUCUUUCUUUACCGUAUAGGUGAUGUUGACAAUGCUUGACAAUGGUAUAAGGAUCUAUACCGAAAUGUCACCUUUACAGUAAAUAAAGAAGUUGUUAUCCAUAAAUUGUGUCCACUUUUGUGGCAGUUAUCUUGACUUGAUUAAAAAAACAUUUACAGGCAUUGAAAUGAAAUUUAUAAUCAUCAUUGCUUUGAAAAUUGUUUGUUUGUUUGUUGUUUAACGCCACACUCAGCAAUAUUCUAGCUAAAUGAUAGCGGUCUGUAAAUAAUCGAGUCUUGACCAGACAAUCCAGUUAUUGACAUCAUGAGCAUCGAUCUACGCACCUGGGAUACAAUUACACGCAUCAACCAAGUCAGCAAGCCUGACCACCCAUUUACAUAAGCUUGACUUUUUUCUGUGGAAAGCAGAUACAAUAUUAUCUCAUAGUUUUCCAGUAUGGUCUUAGUAAGGAUAAAAUUUAUUGAUGAUCAACUUCUUUAUCACAAAUAGGAGCAAUGUUUCUUGUGUUUAUUGAAACCCCUCCUACCAAAAUGUGCCAUUAUGCCCCUUGCUGUGUGCUAAAUUUUUAUAUUUUCAAUGUUUCUUGAGUGGGUCCACAAAUUAACCCAGUCCGACCUUGACCAAUGACCUUGAGGAGGGCUCUUCUCUGAUGCAGACAUUGCCUUUCAUGGAAAAAGGGUGCCAAACAGCGUGACACUUUUUGACGACAUUAACAAUAUUUAAUACUAAUCACAUAACCAAGAGCCAGUGGUCAUAAAAUCUAGUGUGACCAGUCCUGAGGCAGGGCCAUUCACCAAAUGAUAUACAUUUCAGCAGAGACCAUAUACCGGUAUAUGGGCUCUGAUUUCAGGAGUGUUGUCAAUCAUUUUAGAACAUUUUUUUUUUUAUAGAAGGAAAUCUCUGGUAUUGGUAUUAAUUAGGUCUGCAUGGCAUUUAUUAUGAUUGUUUUAUGUGUAUAAAGUCAUUUCAAGAAACGUUGUCCUUUACCUACACAAAUGUAUAAUCUCAUGUGUGUAUGAACAAAUGUACAUCUGUUUUUUAUAUAUUACCUUCUAAAAAAUGAUUCAGCACAAAUUGACCGAAUGAAUCAAAUCUUCAAAUCUCAGUUUAGAAUUGCAUCAGUUUUCAACAUAAUUGUUCUCUGUCACACUUCAUGGGGGGGGGGGGGGUGCAGGACAUGGUCCAAACUAACCUCUUGUUGAAAUGUCCAGUCUACAUGAGUGUACUAGUACUGUAAAUCCUGAAAUUAACAUGAGUGGGAAUAAAAUGUGAAAAAUGCGUGUGGUCUUUGUUCACAUUAAUGAAACGUCACAUUUAUGUCUCCAAAUGACUAUCAACAAUAAGACGGCCUCACUGCACACUUUGGAUAGCGGAAAUACCAACUUGAAUAUAAACACAAACACGGUUUAUUGAGCAGCAGUUGUAACAAGUGUAUAACAAUGUCAUUCAAAGAAUAGGAAUUACACAAUAGGUAUCCGGUGAGUUAUCACUGCUGGGGUCAAGAGUUCUACCCACUCGUGUCAAACUAGGCAUCACUGACCACUCCAAUCAGUGAACUGUUGUUGGUUCAAUUAUUUUAUUGCCUUUGAACUUCCUUAAUGCCAGUCAACAGAAUAAACAUAUAAACUGUGUGUUUGUUAUUGUUAUUCCGGAAGUGCUUUACUCAGUGCUAAUAAGUGGUGCUUUUUGCUGUUUGGAUUAAGAUAUGUAUCAUUCCACUGGGGAUGGGGUGGGGGGAGUCGCAUUGAUUUUGAGUCGCUUUUUGGCUAGGGUCAGCAUUUGUAUGAUUUUGGAGACGCAAUAAUUUCAAGAUUUACAGUAUUCUACUAGUUUCCUAGGGGUGAGGCGAUACAGCAAGGUCACGAUACGAUACGUAUCACGAUACAUAUCACGAUACAUAGGUCACGAUACGAUACGUAUCACGAUACAUAGAUCAUGAUGUGAUUUGUAUCUCGAUAUACAUAUUUACAGCAAAUCACAUGGACACUUCUUGACUAAAUAUUUCAGAGCAGCUUCAAAAGGAACAGCUAGUGUUAGACACAUGUUCAUAGCAACUAUUUUUAGUAAUGAACUCGAAACGUUCAACACACUGGGGGUCAAUAAACGAGUAGUAAGUAAAUUUCUUUGGCAAGUGUAUCUUUUUGUAUUAAUAGCGUAAAAAAAUGUAUCGUGUAUUGUAUCGUCACCAGAAAACCCAUGAUGCACCGGUGCACCAAUGUAUCGUUUCACCCUCAUAAUUUACCCCCUCCGGCUGGUACAGGCUUCUUCACAAGACCCUGACAACCAAUUCAAGCCGUUAAUAAUCACAAUAUAUUUGAUCUUAGCUGCAAACAUUGUCCUGUAUUUUGACUUACCAGCUGUGAUGUUUUCAAGACCAGCAAAUCAUUUUUAUUUUUAUUUUCUCAGAAAUCCUUUUCUCACUCUGACAUUGUAUUAUUUCCUGCAUGUGUGUACAUGGUUAUGUUUGUUCAAAGUAUUGUUUCCUGUUGGAUGUGCCAUUGGAGGGGAUAGGAGAAAAUGUGCUGAAGAUAUUUCUGUAAAAUUAGCAUAUGUUGAAAGCUUUUUGUGAUCUCUCUUGAAUAAUCCCGAAUGACAUAUUUAUUCUUAUGGCAGUUUGUUCCUAUAUGUUGCUGAAGCUCUUUGAUACAUGCUUGGUUGUCAUUAUUAUUUGAAAGGGGUGGUGAAAAAUAAAAACAUGGUAUUGUGAA